AUGCUCAAGAAAUCGACAGCCGCGUUCUCUUGCAAUAUCCAAAGCAGCCAAAUAUCAACGACGUCACUAUCUCAGCUACACGCAUACCGAACUCGUCCUUACAAACAACAACACCGCGGCUAUGCUAUGGUUUCUGAUGGAUACAGUAGCCACAACCAUGGAACUCACCGUUGGCCGGAAGUUGCAAGUGCAAACGCAAUCCCCACGCCUUAUCAAAUAUUUGGGCAGAAGAAGGGCUCUCCAUAUUCAAAACAGAGAUUCUACGAACUUGUAAAACUGUAUCAUCCCGAUCGACACGACCCGAACACCUCAAGCGGUAGUCUUUCGUAUGCCACGAAAUUGGAACGUUACCGGCUCAUCGUUGCUGCCAACGAUAUUCUCUCAGACCCUGUCAAACGUGGUGCUUACGACUGUUAUGGUGCAGGAUGGAACGGCAUGCCAGAUGUUGCGCGGUCUUCAGAUGAAGGCUGGGGAAAUGGAGCUCGAGGCUGGGGUAGCAACCCAAAUGGGCCAAGCCAGAAUGCCACCUGGGAAGAUUGGGAGAAAUGGCACGCCCGCGAUGCCGAAGGUCCGCAAGCUCCUAGAUUCACAUCAAAUGGGGCUUUCGUAGGACUGAUAGUGAUAUUUGCUGCACUUGGUGGGAUUGGUCAGGCGACACGGGUUGGGAAUUUCAGCGCGACAUUCAUCGAACAAAGAGAUGCUUUGCACAACAAUAUUUCGAAAGAUCUCAUGCGGAGACGAAGGGAAACUGUAAACUUCUACGGGAGUCGAGAAGAGAGAAUCGACAAUUUCCUCAAACAGCGGGAUCCGAGUGGAAGUGUUGACGAGGCAUACCGCAAACUUAUCCCCAAUCCGGAGAUCUGUUCAAGCGAGGAUAUCAAAAGUCGUCAAAUCGACAUUUUUAAGGGCUGA
Messenger RNA from Glarea lozoyensis ATCC 20868, 912 nucleotides. Its product is annotated as Chaperone J-domain-containing protein. The record is from RefSeq and is a predicted model, not a curated record. Lineage: Eukaryota; Fungi; Ascomycota; Leotiomycetes; Helotiales; Helotiaceae. Bases 1 to 912 code for a protein of 303 amino acids. The transcript has a single exon.